This is a messenger RNA of Emys orbicularis (European pond turtle), 885 nucleotides long. RefSeq names its product transmembrane protein 178A (gene TMEM178A). Gene Ontology annotation, cellular component: endoplasmic reticulum membrane. Gene Ontology annotation, biological process: regulation of cytosolic calcium ion concentration; negative regulation of osteoclast differentiation. The record is from RefSeq and is a predicted model, not a curated record. Lineage: Eukaryota; Metazoa; Chordata; Testudines; Emydidae. Bases 1 to 885 code for a protein of 294 amino acids. The transcript is spliced from 4 exons.
AUGGGGCGGAGGCGGGCGCUGGUCAGCGCGCUCAGCCUGUGCCUCAGCCUAUGCGCCCUGGGGCUGCUGCUCACCGCCCUCCUCACCGACCACUGGUACGAGACCGACCCCCGGCGGCACCGCGCCGGCUGCGAGCGCCGCGCCCGCCCCCCGCGCCCCGGCCAGCGCCCCCGCCUGCUGCCCCUGCCGCCCCUGCCCCUGCGCCGCCGCCUGCCCCGCCGCGCCGGGCCGCCCCCCGCCGGCCCGGAGCCCGCUCGCUGGCCCGCGCUGCCGGGGCUGGGCGUGCUGCAGUCCGGCUGCGCCCGCCCGCUCUUCGCCACCUACGCCGGCCUGUGGAGGAAAUGCUACUAUCUGGGCAUCGACCCGGACCUGGACAGCCUGGUGGAGAGAGGUAUUGUUCAGAGAUGCACAGCUAUCAAAUACCACUUCUCCCAGCCAAUGCGCUUACGAAAUAUUCCAUUCAACUUAACCAAGACCGUCCAGCAAGAUGAGUGGCAUCUGCUUCAUUUAAGAAGAAUCACGGCUGGUUUUCUGGGCAUGGCAGCUGCUGUUCUUCUCUGUGGAUGCAUCGUAGCGGCAGUCAGUUUCUUUUGGGAGGAAAGCCUCACACAGCACGUGGCAGGCCUUCUAUUCCUUAUGACAGGAAUAUUUUGCACUAUUUCUCUGUGCACUUAUGCAGCAAGCAUAUCAUAUGAUCUAAACCGCCUACCAACAUUCAUAUAUAGUCUUCCUGAUAAUGUGGAACAUGGAUACAGCUGGUCUAUAUUUUGUGCUUGGUGCAGUUUAGGAUUUAUAGUAGCAGCAGGAUGUCUUUGUGCUGCUUAUCCGUUUGUUAGCAGGACCAAGAUUAUUCAUCUAAAGUCUUCCAGAAACUCUUCUGUAUGA